AAACCCGUUCACAAUGGCGGUUUUCGUGGAACUGUUGGAAAAGGUGUAUUAUUAGCCGCCGACUAGCCGCUCGUUACGAACCCUGCCCGUAACAAGCCGCCCGAACUGUCAAAUCGAGCAAUGACAGCUGUGCCUUCCAAAUGUAAACAAAACGCGCAAAUAAACAUUAGCACGCUCUACCCACACCUACACACGCGAAAUACCGGCGCUUUCCACUUUUGCACAACAGAAAUGAGUAUUUUUUUUGGCCACGUUAGGACACACUGCGGUAGAAUAUUCACCACAAAAGGCUUACAGCUAUGUGCAGCAACGUUCGGAAAGGUCCACUACACAACCAAAGUAAAGUGUGAGCUCGAUGCAAUUACCGAAAAGGAAAUUACCGAACAGGGGCUGAAGCCACGCAAACAUCGUGGUCGCAUCAAGUGCAACAACACGGCAAUAGGGCCCGAAAUACACGAAGCAAUCAUCAAAUGCGUGAAGGACUAUCCGCUCAAGAGUCUCGUUGCCGACGGGCAGCGGUUAAACAAUUGCGUUCGAUCACGCAAAUGGUUCCCGCUCGAUACACCGUCGAACCGCGGUUCGGAUCGAUCGAGCGAACGGAUGCCUUCCAGUGCCCGGCGCCAGAGCUCUUCCGCGUUCGAUAUGCACGACGAGUACAGCUGCCUAACGCAGCUGAUCGGUCGAGCCGAUGCGGAGUAUGCCGUGCUGAAGCGCAUCUUUACCGAAAUCAACCAACGCGACCCGGAACUGAAGCCACGUAGCUUUCUCGACUUUGGUGCGGGCGUUGGAACUGGUACGUGGGCCGUGACCGACUUUUGGCGCGAGCAUCUGUUUGAGAUACUGUCGGUGGACAAAUCGCGCCAUAUGAACGAUCUGGCGGAGCUGGUGUUGCGACAGGGCGAUCCGAACAAGGCAACGAUGUUGCGGAACGUGUUCUACAGACAGUUCCUUCCGGCUAAUCCGGAGCGCAAGUACGAUAUCGUGUUGAGUUCGUUUUCGCUCUUUGAUCAACCGUCCCGGCGUCGACUGUACGAGCUGGUGGAUCAGCUGUACAGCACGUUCGACAAGUAUUUGAUCUUGGUCGAGCAGGGAUCGAAUGCGGGCUUCCAGCUGCUGGACGGUAUACGUAACCACAUUCGACGGAAUUACGAUACGGACGAGAAGCACCUGUUUGCACCGUGUCCCCACACGAAGGCCUGCCCGCGGAUGGUGAAAGACGAUGGGACGCCCUGCAACUUUGAGGCCACCUACACACGCAGCUUCCCGUCCUCCGAUGGGCAUCAGUAUGGAAGCAUUCUCUACUCGUACCUGGUGUACCGGAAGGGGGCGCCGGAUAAUGCACACCAGUUUCCGCGCCUCGUACGUCCGACCGCUGUGCGUUCGAAGCAUUGCGUGUGUCACGUCUGCUCGGCGGAUGGCAAGCUACGGGACGUUGCCUUUACGACGGCGAAACAUGGCCAAAUUGUACACCGGUGCGCCAAGGCCAGUCGAUGGGGUGAUCUGCUCCCGAUGCACAUUCAGUGGCUGAACAGUGCGAAGGAUGAAGAACCUAGCGAAGAGACUUGAAGCGUCGGCCCUUUUUGCAGUCGAUUUGUAAAUAGUCCGAUACAUAAAUAAAAAGUUCAUACUGCUGGAA
Molecule: messenger RNA, 1636 nt
Organism: Anopheles stephensi (Asian malaria mosquito)
Lineage: Eukaryota; Metazoa; Arthropoda; Insecta; Diptera; Culicidae
Product: methyltransferase-like protein 17, mitochondrial
Exons: 3
Coding region: 121-1566 (481 amino acids)
Biological process (GO): translation
Cellular component (GO): mitochondrial small ribosomal subunit
Molecular function (GO): methyltransferase activity; structural constituent of ribosome
Source: RefSeq, a predicted model, not a curated record